This is a messenger RNA of Protopolystoma xenopodis, 492 nucleotides long. Lineage: Eukaryota; Metazoa; Platyhelminthes; Monogenea; Polystomatidea; Polystomatidae. The record is from the annotation of a GenBank genome assembly.
AUGUGUAAUAAUUGCUUACUAUCCAUUACGGAGCUAAAAUUCAGGGGAAGUGAUUGCACAAGUAACCAGAUAAAGACGUCAGAUUCCAGUACGCCUACCUCUACAACUAGCGUCCUUGGUUGUCACACGAGCUGGGCUGAGCCAAUUGUUCCGGUGCCAGAGGUCAGCAGAAGAAGUAAUAGGCGCGGCCGAAACAAAAACGACCACAAUUUGGACAAUUCUCUGGCAUCUCUGUUCGGCUGCGUCGAAAUCACACAAAUGAUUUUCAGUGGCAAUCAGGCUGUGGCCAGCCUCGGCAGAGUCAGCUCAGACGACCCGCAGCCCUUGCAACAGUUGCACAGCUUUAUGUUGAAUCUCAACCUUUCCAACCUGAGCGUGCAAGAAGAGCUUCGAUUGGCCAUUAAAGUGGGUCGGCUUGAUGCUAGUCAUGCUCACAUGAAAGGUCCCUUUAAUGCAUUUGACACUAAGCACUUAGUAAAGUUCCUCGUUUGA